AUGACAAGAGACGGAUACAAGAAGGUUCCUGAUGAAGACCACACAGAGAAAGUCAGCUGUCUAUCAUUCAUGUUCUUUCAUUGGAUGAACAAUGUGCUCAAGACAGGCAAUGAACGACCAAUAGAGCAAAGUGACUUUUUGCCUCUUUCGGAAGAAAACACGUCCUCUUUUCUAAUUGAACACCUUCAGAAAGAAUGGAACAAGGAAAAAGCCAAGUGCAAGGGAAAGACAAAACGACCAAAACUUUGGAAAAGCGUUCUAAAACUGCUUCCUCUCAAAGAAGUGCUGAUUCUAACCGUGAACUACGCUUUGUAUUCUCUGUCACGCCUCCUGCAGCCAUUGCUUCUAGGAUUUUUUAUGGUAUCUCUGAUGUCACCAGAAUUACACUCGGUGUAUCUUUUGUAUGGUUGUGCUUUAGGCAUGGGUAUCAAUGCUUUGAUUGGUUCGCUUGCCAUGCACCACUUUGACUACAGAGGUGAAGUGUGGGGACUUCGAUUUAGCAGCGCCCUCAAAGGAUUAAUUUACCUCAAGGUAAGGAUAUGA
This is a messenger RNA of Porites lobata, 543 nucleotides long. The record is from the annotation of a GenBank genome assembly. NCBI's taxonomy places the organism in Eukaryota, Metazoa, Cnidaria, Anthozoa, Scleractinia, Poritidae.